AAUCCUCCUCUUCCUCCGAUUGAUGAUGACCAUAUUUGGGAUCACCACACGACCAUUUCCAUCCAACAUUCCCAUUAAAAUAAAUUAACAAACUUUUUUACCCCCAUCUCUCCCUUCUCCAUUACAAUAACAAACUUUUUUUACCACAAUCUUUUUAACCUUUUUGUCAACAAAUAAAUUACAUUACAUACAUUGGAUAAAGAAAAACUGAUGAUUUUUCUAAGUUAAAUUUUUGCAUACAUAACCAACCAACCCAUCCAUCAUUUCUUUCUGGGUUCCCUUUCUUUUUUACAGAGAUUUUGAGGCAACAUGGGUGGUAGUGACGAUAAAGAAAUACCUCCAUCUGGUUCCACAGCUCAUGAUGAUGCAUCUGAAUCAUCUUGUUAUGCAACUGAAGAUGAAGAAGACACCCAAAUACAUUUGGGUCCCAAGAUUAGUAUCAGGGAGCAUCUUGAGAAGGACAAGGAUGAUGAGAGCUUAAGGAGGUGGAAAGAGCAGCUGCUUGGAAGUGUUGAUGUCACUCAGGCUGAAGAAGUUCAAGAACCAGAUGUGAAGAUACUGAGUCUUACCAUCGUCUCUCCUGAUAGACCUGACAUUGUUCUUGAAAUACCUGAUUCUGGAAACACGGGAAAAGGCCCCUGGUUUACCCUAAAAGAAGGUAGCAAAUAUAGUUUGAAAUUCUCAGUCAAGGUCAGCAACGACAUAGUUUGUGGACUCAAGUACACCAACAAUGUUUGGAAAACUGGCCUCAAGGUCGACAGCUCAAAAGAGAUGCUUGGGACCUUCAGCCCUCAACCAGAACCAUAUAUACAUGUAAUGCCCGAAGAAGUCACUCCUUCCGGUAUGUUUGCUAGAGGAAAUUAUUCUGCGAAAACCAAGUUUGUUGAUGACGAUAACAAGUGUUACUUGGAGCUUAACUACACUUUUGACAUCCAGAAAGAUUGGGCCAAGUAGAUCAAGAUCGCGCCUUUAUUGCAUACCAUUUUAUGGCCAUAACAGAAUUCCUUUUUCAUGGGUAUUCUUUCUUUAGGAAUUUUUUUGGCUAGUCUGAUGUUACAAUCGCAAGUUUUUCAUUGUCUUUAUGGAGAUCGCUGUGUUUGCUGUUAGACUAUGCAUUUACAAGGUGCAAAUGCGUUUAUUGGUUUAUUUGAUUUCUGCAAUACAUGUAGCUGGGUUUUCAAAAUUUUAA
Erigeron canadensis is the source of this 1189-nucleotide messenger RNA. RefSeq names its product rho GDP-dissociation inhibitor 1-like. NCBI's taxonomy places the organism in Eukaryota, Viridiplantae, Streptophyta, Magnoliopsida, Asterales, Asteraceae. The transcript is spliced from 6 exons. Gene Ontology annotation, cellular component: membrane; cytosol; cytoplasm. Gene Ontology annotation, molecular function: protein binding; Rho GDP-dissociation inhibitor activity. Bases 310 to 954 code for a protein of 214 amino acids. The record is from RefSeq and is a predicted model, not a curated record. Gene Ontology annotation, biological process: Rho protein signal transduction.